GGUUUCCCUGGCACCACACGGACAUUAAACCAAUAAGUGGAAGGCAGAAUCGUCUGCGGAGACCAAGAAGAGUAACGAGGGUCGGUUGCUGGAGGCUCGGGGCGCGGUGGACCCCGGGCCGCGAGAGCUGCCGACUAACUUGACUGGUGGCUUUUUCUUGUAUUCCCGAAAUAUAUUGCCUACAAUAGCCACAUGCAGGUCUCGCUCGAACUUGAGAGCCGCCGCCAAGUGUUGUGUGCUGCGUUCCGUUGCUUUGCUAAAACUUUGCUGGCUCAGCACGCUCCUCGCUCGUUAUUCGUCUGGUUGGAUUCGGCUGCGGCAUAGCUCCAGCACGGACGGCAGUGUGCAUUUCUCGCAGCGCAGUUCACAGUUCGGUUGGAUCCUAAGCGGAACGCACUUGGGCGAAGAAAGCGAAACUCCGCGUCUGCCUGAAUCUAUUCCUCACUGGAGUCGGCAUUUUUGAUUUGUGUUUUCCGAUUGUGACCAGUUUGCUCUCAUCCUGCAAUUGGAGUUGACUCGCGGAGGAGUGGGUUGCGGUUAUUUCACGAGUGGGUAAUUGGACUCGCGCACCUUUGUUUGGAGGCGAAUAUCGGCCGCUGCACUCUCUUCAGCUAUUCCGAAAGAAGCUAUUUGUGACUGCAGACCAUCCGGUCGCCGGGAAGCAGCGGAUUAUCCUCUAUAGCAAAAUGUCGGAUGGAAUCGAGGUCGAGCAAAUCAUCGAAACGAAGCCCAAAAAGCUUCCAAUGGCUACAUCUAUAGAUAAGGAUUCCAUUCGAGAGGUAUACGAGGAUGUGAGAUCUGAUUUUACGGACACAGAAUGGGCCGUGUUCAAAUUCGAUGGAUCGCAAAUUGUAUGCACUGCCAAAGGUCAAGGUUUUGACGAAUUUAAAGGUCAAUUCACAGAUAAUGAACGUGCCUUCGGCUAUAUUAGAAUACAAAUGGGUGAUGAAAUGUCCAAAAGGAGAAAGUUUCUUUUCCUUACAUGGAUUGGUCCCGAAGUCGGAGUUAUUCAACGUGCCAAAAUGUCUACAGAUAAAGCCAUCAUCAAAGAUGUAUUAAGUAAUUUUGCUGUUGAGAUUCAAGCUGGUAACGAUACUGAGCUGGACAUAGAACUUUUCAGAGAUGCGUUGAAUCGUGCAGGAGGUGCUAAUUAUGGCACUGGAGUCCGCGACUUAUUAUGAAAAAUGAACAUGGAACCAAUACAUUGAGCAAUCAAUCAACCAAUCCAAAUUUAGCAUAAGUACUUAUAGUGAUUUAUCAAGUCAAAAUUAUUUAUAUCGCAAUACUAUUAUGGAGGUUAACUAUUACUUGACAGAAAUAUUUGAUGAGAUUGCCCAGUUCAAAAUUGUGUAGUAGCAUUUCAGUAUUUUGCAUUAAGAAAUUUUUUAUAAGAAGAACGCAAUGCAACACCAGAGCCUUGAGCAAGUUUUAUAAUAAUUUGACUUUGAACUUUGGCAUUAUAUCAAGAUAAAGAAACGUUGAAUCAGUACUGUAUAAUGUAAAUUUGUGUAUAAAAUAAUAAUAACAUUAAUAAAGUAUUUUUUCAAAUUUUCUAAUUUAGAAAA
Hermetia illucens (black soldier fly) is the source of this 1565-nucleotide messenger RNA. Its product is annotated as coactosin-like protein. Gene Ontology annotation, cellular component: plasma membrane; cortical actin cytoskeleton; actin filament. Lineage: Eukaryota; Metazoa; Arthropoda; Insecta; Diptera; Stratiomyidae. The transcript is spliced from 5 exons. The record is from RefSeq and is a predicted model, not a curated record. Gene Ontology annotation, biological process: regulation of actin filament polymerization. Gene Ontology annotation, molecular function: actin filament binding. The coding region runs from base 687 to 1181 and encodes 164 amino acids.